Molecule: messenger RNA, 2198 nt
Organism: Stereum hirsutum FP-91666 SS1
Lineage: Eukaryota; Fungi; Basidiomycota; Agaricomycetes; Russulales; Stereaceae
Product: P-loop containing nucleoside triphosphate hydrolase protein
Exons: 11
Coding region: 1-2103 (700 amino acids)
Biological process (GO): transmembrane transport; intracellular iron ion homeostasis
Cellular component (GO): mitochondrial inner membrane
Molecular function (GO): ABC-type transporter activity; ATP hydrolysis activity; ATP binding
Source: RefSeq, a predicted model, not a curated record
AUGUUCAGCGCUUUGAGGACGGCCUCAGCCAGGUCGCUCCCUCAUCCUAGGCAUCCUCUCGCUUUCAAUAUUCGACCGCAUAGACCUAUUAUAUUCUGUAGAAGAUAUCAGAAUCUUGCCCAGAAUCAGCAGGAUCCAAAGUCUCCUCAAUCCAAGGCUCAACCUCCCGCUCCCACCACCACGUCCACGCCCAGUCCUUCACCGACAUCGUCAGCCUCACCAAGGGAUCGACAGGACCUUACAGCAAAUGAGACUCAGAUAUCUGCAGGAGAGCAACGAAAGCGAGACUGGUCUAUCAUUAGAAAACUCGCAGUUAACGUCUGGCCGAAGGAUGACUGGGGCACACGAGGGCGUGUACUGCUCGGUGUUGGACUGCUUGUAGCCGGGAAGGUGCUGAAUGUGCAAGUCCCGUUCUUCUUCAAACAAAUCAUCGACGUCCUCAACAUUCCCAUAUCAUCCGACUCUGCAGUAUGGGUCGUGUGCGGGUCUGUCGUUCUUGCGUAUGGAGGCGCUCGCAUCGGUGCCACACUCUUUGGCGAACUCCUCAAUGCCGUCUUCGCCAACGUAGGCCAACGCGCCGUUCGCAAAGUCGCUCGACAGACAUUUGAGCACCUUCUCAACCUCGACCUUCGUUUCCAUCUAUCUCGGCAGACGGGUGGUCUGACCAGGGCUAUUGAUCGAGGAACGAAAGGCAUCACAUUCAUUCUGCAGGCCAUUUUAUUCCGUGUGGUUCCCACUGCACUGGAAAUCUCUCUUGUUUGUGGCAUUUUGACGUACAAAUUCGGAUGGGACUACGCAGCGAUUACUCUCGGCACAAUGGCAGCGUACACUUGGUUCACCGUAAAGACUACUUCAUGGCGGACGCAGUUUCGAAGAGAUGCAAACGUCGCGGAUAACAAGGCCGCAACCGUUGCUGUAGACUCGUUGAUGAAUUACGAGGCUGUCAAACACUUCGGGAACGAAGCCUACGAAGUCAAACAGUACGACCGGCAUCUGAAGACAUACGAAAAGGCGUCCAUUAAGAUUGCGACAUCACUGGCGCUCCUCAACUCUGGCCAGAAUAUCAUCUUCUCGACGGCCUUGACGGGCAUAAUGUUCUUAGCUGCACAAGGGGUUAUCAAUGGCUCGAUGACCGUUGGAGACCUCGUCAUGGUCAAUCAGCUUGUCUUCCAGCUAUCAAUGCCACUCAACUUCCUAGGGACGAUUUAUCGCGAGAUCAGACAGAGCCUGCUCGAUAUGGAGGUUCUGUACAGCUUACAAGAUCAGCACGAACCACCGAAGGACCUUCCAACCGCCAAACCUCUCUCCCUCACCGGUGGAUCCAUAACCUUCGACAACGUCGCCUUCGCUUACAACCCCACCCGUCCCAUCUUCCGCUCACUCUCCUUCACUAUCCCCGCCGGUUCCAAAACCGCGAUCGUCGGUCCAUCCGGCUGUGGCAAAUCCACUGUCUUCCGCCUUCUCUUCCGGUUCUACACGCCGCAAUCCGGCCGGAUCCUCAUCGACGGCCAGGACAUCAUGCAGUGUCAGCUCGAGAGCGUGAGGAAGCACAUCGGGGUCGUGCCACAGGAUACGCCACUCUUCCACGAAGACGUGAUGCAUAACGUGAAGUAUGGGAGAUUGGGGUAUGCGGCUGGGCAGGUGGAAGCGAGCGAUGAUGAGGUUAUGGAGGCUUGUAAGAAGGCGAGGGUACAUGAGAGCGUGAUGAGGUUGCCGAAUGGCUAUCAGACAACGGUGGGGGAGAGGGGCGCGAUGUUGAGUGGAGGGGAAAAACAGAGGUUGGCGGUGGCGAGGGUGUUGUUGAAGGACCCCCCGAUCUUGUUCUUUGAUGAGGCGACUUCGGCAUUGGACGCGCAUACCGAGGCUGAACUGAUGCGGAACAUUAAUUCGAUGCUCGCUGAUAAGUCUCGGACUAGCAUAUUCAUAGCCCAUAGAUUGCGGACUGUUGUCGAAUCUGACUUGAUCAUCGUGCUCAAGGACGGCGAGGUCUUCGAGCGCGGGACGCACGAAGAGCUGAUGAGGAUGCGUGGGCUGUAUUGGUCGAUGUGGCAGGAGCAGGCUGCAGAUAUUUUCCAGGACGAAUCCCCGGAACCGACUGCUUGAGCCCUCUCACUUGGGGAGACAUCCCUAAUCGGACAAUAGCGGUCUCGCUUGUAUGUAUUUUUGAGCGUUGUAUGCCCGAGAGCGUUGCUUUUGCC